Molecule: messenger RNA, 1062 nt
Organism: Coccidioides immitis RS
Lineage: Eukaryota; Fungi; Ascomycota; Eurotiomycetes; Onygenales; Onygenaceae
Product: C6 transcription factor
Exons: 3
Coding region: 1-1062 (353 amino acids)
Biological process (GO): regulation of DNA-templated transcription
Molecular function (GO): DNA-binding transcription factor activity, RNA polymerase II-specific; zinc ion binding
Source: RefSeq, a predicted model, not a curated record
AUGCCACAACCACCCACCAUCUUCCCGAAACUUCAUGUUUCAGCUAGGCCACCGGAAUAUAUGUCCGCAUCCAGUACACCGGUAGCAUUCCCGAAGUUCGGGCCCUCGCAGCACGCCGCUGAUACACACCUGCAUCAGCAAAUAUUUCGGACGAGACGGAAACAUGUCCUUAAAGCCUGUGACCGCUGCAGGUGCGAUGGGAAUCAGCCAUGCUAUCGUUGUGCAUCCUAUAAUCAUCCUUGCCUCUUUCGUGAAAGAAAGGUCACCCAGACCAAGACCUACUCUCGAGGAUUUGUUGAGAUGCUCGAAUCCCAUCAUGCCUUGGUUGUUAAGGCAUUACAGAAGUUAUACACUCAUUGCAUCAACAACAAAUGUUUUCCCGGAGAACCAAUCGAUGUCGUUGAUGGCUAUCCCUUAACCCAUGCCAUCUUGGAUAGGCUCGGUUUAAUAAAAGAAGCAGAAGAAUCCACAUCUCAUAUACUGGAUGAAGACGCCAUCGAAGCAUCGCAAUAUUGGAGAUUCGAUCGCCGAUGUGCGGGCUCCGUUGAUUCGGAAGAUACUUCGUCUACACAAGCCAGCCCCAUUGAACGAUCCCCAGCCAGUGAGUCAACUUCAGGAUCUCCUCCUCCAAAGCCCAAUGGAAUAAAUCGUGAGCAAUCCUUUGCCGGUCUACAGGACGUUUACACUCCAUAUGGGCCGUUUCCCUGCACUAACGACCAGGUCUGGCCUGUGGCCACAACAUCUACACCAGCUCAAGUUGUGGACUUCACCAUUACGACCACAACGUCUGAAUUCCAAGCUGGAGCACGAUACCUAACCACUACCCCUACAAAUGGUGUUGGUCAGGAUACUUCAGCUCACGAUUCAACAGUCAAAGGUCCUUCCACAGUCCCAUCAGGUCAUAGCCCACAGUCAAUGUACCAUGGACCGUAUACUGGAUUAUCCAAUCUCUCUUAUCAACAUUCCGGUGACAAUCUUUCAAGUGCAGAGCAGUACACAUGGGCACCGAACCCUUGGAACAGGAUAAAGGAUAGCCAACAUCUCGAUUUACACUGCCCUUAA